Messenger RNA from Racocetra persica, 298 nucleotides. NCBI's taxonomy places the organism in Eukaryota, Fungi, Glomeromycota, Glomeromycetes, Diversisporales, Gigasporaceae. The record is from the annotation of a GenBank genome assembly.
UGGUAGUUCCUUUGAACUAAUAACUAUUAAAGAUGUGAUCGACUUUGUUGAUACUGCUUGGAAAAAGUCUGAAAAGCUUGUCCAAAUUAAUGAACCAGAUAUCACUAAUAAGAUCCAGGAUUUGAUUAUGUGCUUACCUCUCGACCAGCCUAUGAAUGUAGAAGAGUAUAUAAAUUCUGAUAACAACCUUAUUACCACUGAAGUGCCGAAUGAUGAUGAGAUAAUUGAAGCUGUAAAGAACCGUGAAUGUAUUAAACUAGAAGAUGAAGUUUCAAAUAAGCCAAUAUCUUUUGCACAA